AGUCAACCUGCUCAAGCGCUCUCGUCCCCAACGUCUUCUGUCCUUUCCUUCUCCUUGUACAUUUUCUCUUUGUAGAUCUUAUUUCGCCACUCCGUCUGUACAAGCAGGACAAGUAAAGAAAAGGAUGCCUCCCAAGAAAGCCGCCCAGCCCGAGAAGAAAGUUCUUCUUGGACGUCCGAGCAACAACCUCAAGAUCGGUAUCGUAGGUCUGCCAAAUGUAGGAAAAUCGUCCUUCUUCAACGCGCUGUCGCAAACCGACCUCGGAAAAUCCGCCAACUUCCCCUAUGCCACCAUCGACCCUGAAGAAGCUCGUAUACCUGUUCCCGAUCCGCGAUUCGAGUGGCUCUGCGAAACUUAUAAGCCUGCGUCUCGUGUCCCCGCCUUCCUCACAUGUAUCGAUAUUGCUGGUCUCACAGCUGGUGCCUCCACAGGUGCUGGUCUCGGUAAUGCUUUCUUGUCGCACGUUCGCGCCGUCGACGGUAUCUUCCAAGUCAUCCGUGCCUUCGACGAUGCCGAGGUCAUCCACGUAGAAGGCGACGUUGACCCCAUCCGUGACAUGGAGAUCAUCCAGACCGAGUUACGUUUGAAGGAUAUUGAGUGGGUACAGAAAGCCUUAGAUAACUUGAAGAAGGGUGGUCGAGCGUUGGGGAAUAAUUCGUUGGCCGACAAGGCAAAGAAGGAGGAGAUCGCGACAGUCGAGAAAGUGCUCAAGACGGUGGCGGAGGACGGCAAAGACGUUCGAAAAGUCAACUGGACCAACAAGGAGAUCGAAGUCGUCAACAGCCUGUCGCUGCUCACCGCUAAGCCCGUGACCUACCUCGUCAACUUGAGCGAGAGGGACUACGUACGGAAAAAGAACAAGUGGCUGCCGAAAAUCAAAGCAUGGAUCGACGAAAAGAACCCAGGCGAUCCUCUCAUCCCCUUCUCCGUCUCCCUCGAAGAGCGUCUCGCUCCCAUGACCGACGAGGAGAAGGCUGAGGAAGAGAAGAAAAUCGGAGCGACGAGUGCGCUGGGCAAGAUCACGCAGGCCGGAUACUCAAGUCUUGAGCUGAUCCGUUACUUCACCUGUGGACCCGGCGAAGUCAGGGCGUGGACGAUCAGGAAGGGGACCAAGGCGCCACAAGCGGCCGGUGUCAUCCACUCCGACUUCGAGAACAAGUUCGUCUGUGGUGAGAUCAUGGCCUACGAAGACCUCAAGGAGUUCGGCUCUGAAGCGCAGGUCAAGGCUGCGGGCAAGCUCAGGCAGCAGGGAAAGCCCUAUGAGAUGGUCGAUGGCGAUAUUGCGUACUGGAAGUCUGGCGCGUAAUUGUGGAUUGCGGGAGAUGGACGACGCUCGUCUUAUAUCGUUGUACAUAUACUUGGAAUUGAACAUGAAUAUGAAGAGUGUACGAGAAGUCUAG
This is a messenger RNA of Stereum hirsutum FP-91666 SS1, 1400 nucleotides long. RefSeq lists its product as uncharacterized. The transcript is spliced from 12 exons. The coding region runs from base 125 to 1306 and encodes 393 amino acids. Gene Ontology annotation, molecular function: ATP hydrolysis activity; GTP binding; ATP binding. Gene Ontology annotation, cellular component: cytoplasm. The record is from RefSeq and is a predicted model, not a curated record. Lineage: Eukaryota; Fungi; Basidiomycota; Agaricomycetes; Russulales; Stereaceae.